AUGAGCGACCGCUACCCCUCUUCUACUGCUGCUGGGCCUUCCUCUUCCCAUCGACGCUCGCCUUCCCCUCCCUCUCGAUCUUACGACCGCGACCGCGACUCCAGACGGGGAGGGUACGACGAGCGCGACCGACGAGGCGGCUACGACGAUCGUGACAACCGGCGAGGUGGAGGCUACGACGACCGGCGAGGUGGACGGAGUGACGACCAGCGACGAGGAGGAGGAGCAGGCGGAGGACGGAGGAGGUCGCGCUCUCGCUCGCCUAUUCGCGGUGCAGAGCGGGACAGGGACGCGGCGGCCGGUGGGGACGGCGGUUGGACCCGUCGGCAGCGAGAGGACUCUCCUCGUUCCGGAGCUGCAGGGGGGAAAGGCAAGGCUUUGCCCGACCAACGCGCGCUCGUCCCUGGCGGAUCAGGAGGGGAAAUGGAGUAUGGAAAGCGCGGAGGAGGAGGGGAGGUGGUGAAGCAGCCGGUGAAGCAGGUCGAGCCGGAUUUCAAGCCUAGCGGGGCGUUGGCCGCGGAGACUAACACCCUCAAUGGUGUCGUGCUCAAAUACGCCGAACCGCCCGAGGCGAGGAAACCCGUUCGAAACUGGCGGCUGUACGUCUUCAAGGGCAAGGAGCAAGUCGAGUUGUUCCAUGUCCAUCGACAGUCGGCGUACUUGAUUGGCCGCGACCGGGUGGUCGCCGACAUACCCGUCGACCACCCCUCGACUUCGAAGCAACACGCCGUCCUGCAAUUCCGACAAGUCGUCGAGCGGAACGAGUUUGGCGACACCAAGAGCCUGACCAAACCGUUCAUCAUCGACCUCGACUCGGCGAACGGCACGAUGGUCAAUGACGAGACGAUCCCUGCGUCGCGGUACUACGAGUUGCGGAGCGGUGACGUCCUCAAGUUUGCCUUUUCGACGAGGGAGUAUGUGCUGCUUGCUGAGGCGGCGCAGACGUAG
Molecule: messenger RNA, 948 nt
Organism: Rhodotorula toruloides NP11
Lineage: Eukaryota; Fungi; Basidiomycota; Microbotryomycetes; Sporidiobolales; Sporidiobolaceae
Product: smad nuclear-interacting protein 1
Exons: 6
Coding region: 1-948 (315 amino acids)
Biological process (GO): mRNA splicing, via spliceosome; maintenance of RNA location
Cellular component (GO): nucleus
Molecular function (GO): mRNA binding; protein binding
Source: RefSeq, a predicted model, not a curated record